GUAUACUUCCCUAAUCUAGAACUUUACUUCCCGCUUUGAAAACAUAACAUUUUCAUUUCACUCAAAAAGCUUCGGAAAUUCAAAAUUGUUCAUAUUUUGUUCUGGUUUUUCCUCAGCGCGUUUUAUUCACAACUUGUAUUGUUAAAACACAGACUUUUACAGAAUACUUUCUUCACGAUGAGGACCAAUGGUGCUUUACUGGGAAAAUGUACAUCGAAACGUGUUAGCAUGAUUGGAACUGUCCAAGUUGUAUUACCGAAUAACAUGGCGUUCAAUAUUCUAUCCGGUGAUAGUUUCAAUAUAACAGUCAACCUGAAAGAACCAUUGACAGAAAACGUAACUGGAUUAGUCGAAGUUCAUGGAAUUGCCAAGGGUCCGUCAACCAUUGAGUGUGAUUAUUAUAUACUAUUUCCAGUCGAGUUAGCUAAGACAUACGAUGCAACUGUAGAUAAUGAAGCUGUGAAUCUAGGAUAUCAUAUCGCCAAUGCCUGGCACUGAAGUUCCAUUUUUAUUAUUAUUUUGUUACCUAUGUAAGUUCUUUCGUUCAUUUUAUUAUUACUUGAAAUUUGUUGAUUUUCUGAGUAAUUCGAUGCACUAUUUUUCCCCUUUGGAAUAAACAUUAUUUUAAUGAAAAACUUCUUGAAAAGUCGAUUGAUUUUGUGCAUUUUAUUCGUAAUAAAAAGCUGUUAUAAAAUAUGUAAUUUACUAUUUAAAUGAUAAAUGAACUUUUAUUUUAUAUAUUUUUUCAUCUACAAAAUCAAAUUUAUACUCCUGUGAUUAAGACAAAUAACAAAACAUUUCAUAUAAAAAUAUUAAAUUGUUUCAAUUUGAAGAUGUUUAACAUAAGGUACUCUUAAAUUAUUAUUUAACAAAAAAAUGUUCAUAUCAUACCUUUAUAAAGUAAAUAAAUUUAUGUAAAAUGGUUAA
Messenger RNA from Planococcus citri (citrus mealybug), 927 nucleotides. RefSeq lists its product as uncharacterized. Lineage: Eukaryota; Metazoa; Arthropoda; Insecta; Hemiptera; Pseudococcidae. The transcript is spliced from 3 exons. The coding region runs from base 178 to 498 and encodes 106 amino acids. Gene Ontology annotation, molecular function: damaged DNA binding; single-stranded DNA binding. The record is from RefSeq and is a predicted model, not a curated record. Gene Ontology annotation, cellular component: site of double-strand break; nucleus; DNA replication factor A complex. Gene Ontology annotation, biological process: DNA replication; base-excision repair; mismatch repair.